Messenger RNA from Formica exsecta, 1552 nucleotides. It is a transcript of the gene Imd, whose product is annotated as protein immune deficiency. The record is from RefSeq and is a predicted model, not a curated record. The transcript is spliced from 4 exons. Gene Ontology annotation, biological process: signal transduction. Lineage: Eukaryota; Metazoa; Arthropoda; Insecta; Hymenoptera; Formicidae. Bases 202 to 1116 code for a protein of 304 amino acids. Gene Ontology annotation, molecular function: protein binding.
CUGGUCAGUCAUACGUCUUUGUGGCUUGUAGCUCAUGGCUUAUCGCAUCGCAGCGAGUCGGACUGUCAGACAGCAUCAGUCAGUCGCUGGCGAUCGACCACAAUCCACGCGCAGAUCGAGUCGUGUUGCGAAGUGUGAUACGUAGAUGAGAUACGUGAUCGACAAGUAACAGCAGCAGCGAGUUUUCCGCCAAACGAUUCCAUGAUCACGUCCGCGAGAAACGUCGAUCUGCCCGAGCGUUCAACCUUCCUCGGCAGUAAGGCACAUCGAGCGUUUAAGAAAAUGCCGAUCCUGUCCCAAUUAUCACGCCGGUUUCACGACAUGUUGACGACGGAUGCGAAACCAGAUCCGCCACGGACCGAAAUCAAAGGCUACACGCACAAUCUUCCACCGACAUCGGACGAGGAAUUGAGAAAAACACAGUCUAAAUCGACACCUACUACGCCGGAAAAGGAACACGACGACGAUGUUACGAUGCAAGGACAGAAAUCGGUACCGAACGACGCGAGACCCACGACGCCCACUGAUUUUUCCACGAAACCGGAAGACCUUGGUGACACAAAGGAAACCACGAGCGAAUCGAAAGAGUACAAACGACCAAGGACGAAGACGAAAUCAAAACAUACACAAGGCACGAACGUUAUAAAUUACAACAUCGUCAAUUCGAACGGUGUAAAGAUCGGUUCGCGGACCAGCUAUAUAUGCAAUAUAAAUCAGUAUCCGGCGAAUAACGCAUCCGGGGCACAAUCAGAGGCUUCCUGGUCGAAGCCCAAGUAUCGUUCGAUGCCGGAAAACGUGGAAGAGUUGAGCACAUGCGAAGAAGAAAUCGCGUUUGACGAUAUGCUUGUUAUUAAGACGCAUAUUGGACGCGGAUGGCGGGACGUCGCGAGGAGGCUCUCGUACUCGGACGGGCAGAUCGAGCAGUUCGAAGAGAAUUACAGGCACAAGGGUAUUGACGAGGUAAUCUAUCAGCUGCUGCUCGAUUGGAAGCAAGCUAGCACACGGGAUGCCCAACUUGGCGCGUUAGUCAGUAUACUGUGGUCUUGUCAGGAGUACGAUUGUGUCGAGAGAUUAGCCGCAGCUCGCAAAAAUUCAUUUUAUUCAGGCACGACAUAAAUAAUUUCUAUCUAAUAUUUGUAUAUAUGUGAACGAUUGUGAUCUUUUUUUACUCGAAAUAGCAUUCCAUUGUUUUUAUACAUAUCGUAUUUUAGCAUGUAGUUUAUAGACGUACAAUGUACGUAUGAUUUCAAUCGCGAAGAACGUUCACAUUCGUCUAAUACGGAUUCGGGUUGGCAAACGGAAUACUGCUGACUCAGCUAAAGGCUAAUUCACAUUUAGCCUUUGUUCGAUUUGGCAUUGCACGGAAUUACAUUGAACCUGCAGUUCGAAUAGAGAAGCAUGAUUUGGUUAAUAAUAUCCGGACACUAAUAUGACGAAUCUAACGUUGUUUUGCGCGAUACACAUAAUGUAUGCACAACAUUUCUAUCAUCCAUUCUGUAAAAUCUGGCGGAAAUAAUAAUAAUAAAAAAAAAACAACACUUCUCUUUCAGAA